GUGCAUUUUAAUUUCAACCAAUCAGAACAGCAAAAAAGUGAUUCAAUUGUCGAACACUUGAAUAAAUAACCAAUCGAAUUUCAGGUAAUCAAGGUGAUUGUUUCCAACAUUCAAUUAAGAUGAAAUAAGUGCAGAUUUAAUUGUCUUAAAGAAUCUAAUGAUGUAAAAUAUACGCAGACAAUGCUUUAAUCAACUUUUUCCCCUCAAGGAGAUAUUCUUUGAAUUCAGUUUAUACUAACACAAUGGUGAAUAUUAUUCUGACCAGUGUCUCAUUGUAUAUUUUAUUCAAUUUAACUGUACAAAGUAUCAAUGAUAUCCCACUCCGUGUAGACAUUGUUGAAGAAAGUCCAAUUGGAAGUAUAGUACCUAGAAUUGCUGAAUAUUUAGAACAAUUAAUAUCACGUGAACAGAUAAAAGGUUUAACUCAAACAUUUCAACUGAUUAAUAGCGGGACAUUUUCAAAUUUAUUCACACUAGAUCCACAUACCGGGCAAUUAAUUAUUAGCGGUAGAAUUGAUAGAGAAUCUUUAUGUUCAUCAUGGGAUGGUACUUCUACUGCUGGGGGUGCUGUCAGUAGCAUUAGCAGUAGUGGUAGUACAGUUGCAUCACAAAGAGAUGCUAACAAAAUGAAUGGAAAGUUUAUCAGUGAUUUUCCAAAUUCAUCCCCAAAUGAAUGUAUACAACCCUUAAACAUACUUAUGACUACUAAACCACAUCACACCACACCUACUGGAAGUAAUGAAAAAUACUCGGAAUCAUCGGUUAAAACAGCAAGGAUAUUAUUACACGUUGUAAUACAUGAUAUAAAUGACAACGCGCCAAGAUGGCACGAAACGAAUAUGUUACAUGUAAGCUUUGUAGAGACACCUUCACCGCCUAACACGAAUGGAUGGAAUACAAUUCAGUCAAUUCUACGACCAAUUAAUGAAAAUGAUGCAAUAAGAAGUGCUAAAUCAAUUGAUCGUGCCUAUGAUCCCGACUUGGGUUCAAAUGGGACAGUUGUAUACCGAUUGGUUGGACCAGGAGCGGAUUACUUUCGAUUAUCAGAUAACGUCAACAGAAUCAGUAACAACAAUAAUAACCAAAAUAAUAAUCAGUAUCAUAUGCAAGCAGGUCCCGAUUUACUGAUACACCGUAAAACCAAUGACUUAACCAUGGAUGUUUAUCACACCAGCAACAAUUUAAAUACACUGACAAGCACCUAUGAUACAUCAUUACAAAUAUGGCCUAUAUUACCGUUGGAUAGAGAGACUAAAGAUUUUUCUGGUCAAGGCGGCAUUUAUAACUUGACCUUGUUAGCAAGUGAUUUAGGCAAUCCACCUAAAACCACCAGUAUACCACUUUUAGUAACUCUAAUCGAUGUAAACGACCAUGUUCCACAAUUUCACAACCCACUAAAUCCAUAUGAAGUAAACAGUCAACUGAAUUCAAAUAAUAAUAAUAAUCCAGAGUUGAAUUAUGUAAUUUACAGACCACUGAAUGGCAAUCUACGUGAAACAUUACCUAUAGGUAGUUUUGUAUUACAACUGAAUGCCACAGAUCAAGAUGAUGGAUUACACUCAAAGUUAAUAUAUGGAUAUUGUCCAUGUGAUCGGAAUAUAGCACAAAAUUAUUUUAAAAUAGAUGCCAAUUCAGGACGUAUUACAGUGAAUAAUGCAUUGGAUUAUGACAAUGGUCCAAGACAAUUUCGAUUCAAAGUUAUAGCUAAAGACAGUGCACCAGAACCGUAUACUUUAACUGGUACUGCAAUAGUUGAAAUUAUGCUUGCUGACGAAAAUGAUGAAACUCCACAGAUUAAUGUAAUGCUGUUACAGCCAAAUUCUGGAUCAGAUUCUCUUCAGUUAUCUAACCAUCAUCAUUCAUUUCUGUUGAAUCAAAAAAAUACAAUUCAUCCAGACGGUGCAAAAUUAUUACGUGAAUAUACAACAACAAUCAGCGAAAAUCCACAACCUGAAACUGUGAUCGCUUACGUUCAGGUGUAUGAUCCUGACCAUCAUGGUCAAGAUCAUAUUCACUGCCGUCUUGGACCAACAGACAACUUCACAUUACAGUAUGAUCCAUCCUCAUCGUCAACAUCAUUAGCUUCAGUAUCAGCUGCAACAUCGUCAUUAGCAGGCAGUAAUUCACUGCUUUAUUUUUCAAAAAGUAAUUCUAUAUAUGAUCAUUCACUGCAACAGUCAUCGACGAAUAUCAUACAAAAUAAACAAGACUAUCGCUUAAUAACAGGGACAAGAUUAACAGAAUUAUCAUCAUCUUAUUCACGUUUAGAUCGUGAGACAACUCCUGUGCAAACAGUCACUUUAACUUGUACAGACAGUGUUGGUAAUUCAGCUUAUGUUCUCAUCAAAAUACAGCUAUUUGAUUUAAAUGAUAAUCCACCACAGUUUGUAAAUAAUGCACAUUUUGUAUUUCAAAUACCCGAAAAUCAAGAACUUCCGGGUAAUAAACCCAUCUGGUUAGGACGUACAAUAGCUGUUGAUUAUGACCAAGGCAUAAACUCUGUGAUCACUUAUCGCUUAGAAAGUGCAGGAAGUCAUGAAGAUAAAGAUUAUGUAGGAAGUGAUAGUGAAACAAAUUCCAUUAUUGCUGGUAGUAUUAACAGUGUAUUUGAAUUAAAUCCACAAACAGGUGAUUUGUAUGUUAAAGUUGUAUUUGACAGAGAGACAGCACCAAACGACGGUGUAUAUCGGUUUAAAGUCCUAGCUGUUGAUGGUGGAGAACCUUCUUUAACAGGAACAGCUCAAGUAGAGGUAUUCAUACUGGAUAUAAAUGACUGGGCACCUCAAUUCACCCGUGAAGUGUACACAUUUAGUGUACCAGAAAAUUUGAGAAUUCAUGAAAUUGUUGGUGAAGUUGAAGCUAUAGAUCGCGAUGCAGACAGUAAGGGAAAAAUAACAUAUCAACUACUCACACAUUCAUAUCAACCGGUGAAUGAAAUUUCUGACUGGUCAACACAACCAAAUAAUCAAUAUAUUACGCGCAGAUUGUACUCAAGAUCAUCCGCAACUGAAACGGAGAUUAACAGAGGAAUUGCACCAAUAGGAAAUAUCAGUGAGUUGAAAAAUACCUCUGCUGAUGAAUUAAUUAGAGACAAACGUUUCAAUAGCACCAGUAAGCAACCUAUUGAAUCAUCAGAUCAAAUCACUGAAGAAAAAUUGGUAACACCACAUGUUCCGAAUACAAAAACUGAAACAUUCAGAGAAGAAGCGAGAUCGGCUAAAAAAAUAAACCAUUCACAUUCAGAUAGAUCGCCUACCCUGAUAAAUUAUUUUGCAGUUGAUCGUUUAACCGGUAAGAUACGGCUGAUACGUUCAUUGGAUCGUGAAUCUAUCGCGUUUUUCACAAUAGAAAUAGUUGCAAUUGAUUCAGCUCCAGUUUCGCCAAUUACAUCAUUACGUCAGAUUGACAGCAUACUUUCACCACCAGAUGCUAGAAAUAAUAAUAGUUUCACAUCACAAAGUGCGUACUAUACACCUGUACAGAAGUCACUAUCUUCUACUGCUACUGUUGUUAUUGCUGUAACUGAUGUGAAUGAUAAUCCACCGAUUUUUCGCCGACCAAAUACAUCAACAGCUAUUCAGCUUAGUUUACAUGAAACGUUGGGCAGGCAACUUCUUACUCUUGAGGCGACUGAUGCUGAUGAAGGUGAAAAUGCUCGUAUCACAUACCAAAUAAGAUCAGAAGUACCUAGACCGCCUGGUGGGUCAGGAACUGGACAUUUCGCUAUUGAUGAAUCAAGUGGGAUGUUAUUUUUAGCAAGACCUUUAAACAAUACAAUCACACAUCGUUUUGUUGUUGAAGCGUGUGAUGGUGGGUCAGGUACUUCAAAACGCUGUACACUGUCUCCAAGCAUACGAAUAACUGUAUUCGAUGGCAUCAAUGAACCUCUAACCAAUUCGAAUGGUGAAGUACUUGUUUACCAAACCGGUACAGCUCUGCAUAGUGACAGUAUUCAUCAAAGUCGUAGACAGUCUGAUCUACCAUUCGAUUUAGACGAUUUGACAAUUGGAUCUACUAUGGCUGCACAAAACAACAGAAGAAAUGAAGUUGUUGUUGUCUGUUUAGUAGUAAUAUUCAGUAUUUUACUUAUGGCAACAAUUUUAUUAGUUAUCUGUUUGGUACAUCGUCGUGGAUUCAGUGCACGUCAGUGGAUGGUCAGUCGGUCAGACAAUUUAACAACAGAGAAACAAAAUUGUAAAAAAGAUCUCAGUAUAGUCAAUAAAGCAGCUAAUAAUCGGUCAAAUAUUGACUUGUGGAUGGAAAACCAAAUGUCAGUUGAUCCUUCUGAAUUGAGAAGUGAUAUGAAGCCUGAAUUAAAAUCUCCUCUUCAAUAUGGGAUAACCAAUAUUCAAGCAUAUCCUGGUCAAGAAGAAAUCGGCUCACCAACUCGCAUUUUAUCAAGCAGCUCUUUAUCAAAUUAUCAUCAAACAGGUGUUAUGUCACCAUUAAUAUCUGAGAUACAACAACAACAACAACAACAACAACAACGAAGUCAACAAAACAGUCAUUUAGCACUGAAUUCAUUAGAUCAUGUUCAAAUGAGUGUGAACAAUACUAAUACACUUAGUCCAAGCCGCCUACGUCUACUUUCUACUACAUCAACAGGAAUCAAUUCUAUUGGUGCAUAUAAUAAAAGAGAUUCGAAUAUACCUCAUGUUCUAAGUAAUUCAGACGUCAAUCAUAUCCUGUCACAAUCAUCAUAUCGGCCACCUUCACCUGAUUAUCAAUGCUUAGAUGCUAUUUGGUGCCAUCAGAAUAAAUUUCCAAUAAACAACAUUAAUGGUAUGCAUCGCUUUCAUAAUCCUUUAACAAAUAAUAAUUUACAAGGUAACGCUAGCAACAACAACAACAACAACAACACCAAUACAAGUCAUCCUAUUCAUCGUACACAAAGAAAUAAUCAAAAGUUAUCUGCUCAAUAUUCAAUUGGUAAUAGUGAAAAUGGUGUCAAGGCAUCAAUGAACAAUUCACAAAAUAUGAUGAUGACAAUGAUGAUGACAUCAAAUGAUUUCCCAGAUUUAUCAGUUGUACCAACACAAACAUCGAUCAACAGUAGUACACUUUUACCGCAUACAUAUUAUGAAAUAGCUACACCAACAGAAACAUGGCAUACACGUUGUCUACCAAUAUUUAUGUCGAGUGGAAAUCCACAUGAGAAUGAAACACACGUUAAUCUGCAUGCUCAACAUUUACAACCUACAGAUAAUCAAUACAAUCUGAAUCAAACAAACAAUAAUCAACACAAUCAACGCUUAACUGAAUUCAAUAGUCGUUCAUAUAAUCAUAUAGCUACAUUAGGAAGACCAACAACAGGGAAAGGUCGUAGACGAUUAACAGCUUCGACAACAAUAAAUAAUAAAGAUGAUAGUAUGUAUAACUUACACGCCGGUGAAUUAGCCAUUCAUUCUGUUAAACGUUCAAUGCAAAAUUCUCAUGGACAAAAUGAACAGUAUAGACUUAAAACAGAGGAUAAAAUGUUGAAAUCAAAAAGCAUCAAUAUGAAUAAUGGUGAUGAUACUGAUAAUAAUAAUGACAAUACUACUAAGGUUAUUGGUAGCAGUACAUAUCACGAUAGUGAUGUGCUUAAUGAUAACAACAUUGAGAUUAGUAAUACUGACAGUAGUAACAAUAAUAGUGAUGAUAAUAACAAUGAUGUGAAUAACGAAGAUGUUCAGAAAUUACAUGGUGGCCAGAUGAUGGAGCAAAAACCAAAUGUACACUACACAUACCAAGCAUUUCGUGAAGGUACAUUUGUCUAGAGCUGUAUAUGUAAAAUACAUUCAAUGAAAUAAAACGAAUAUCUUUUCCCACAAUAAAGAGACGAUGGAGUUUCCCAGUAUUUUAUUUCAAAGUUCAAGAGAUUAAAAAUAAAACAGUUGUGUAAUGUAUUGCGAGGGAACAUGGAAGUAUCAUCUGAACGGGGAACUUUCACCUCAUAUAAAAAAAACACUGCUUCCUCUCUUUUCUCUCUAUUAUCAACGCUUAAUAAACUGAUUGCAUUUAUUUUUCAGUUUUCUUCAAAUAUCAUCAAUUUGAUUUGUAUAAUAUUUUAUUUAUUUCUUUUCUAGGAGAAAAACGGACUGAUCAUGUUUUUUCUUUGUUGCAGUUUUUUUAAACGAAAAAUUUUUACUAGUUACUUCACAUGUUUCUUUUUCUCUGUCUUUAUUGUAUUUGUAUUUCUAAAUAUUUAUGAAGAAAUUUCAGAAGCAAA
This is a messenger RNA of Trichobilharzia szidati, 6211 nucleotides long. The record is from the annotation of a GenBank genome assembly. Lineage: Eukaryota; Metazoa; Platyhelminthes; Trematoda; Strigeidida; Schistosomatidae.